Penicillium waksmanii is the source of this 426-nucleotide messenger RNA. Its product is annotated as phosphatase YCH1. Bases 1 to 426 code for a protein of 141 amino acids. The transcript has 2 exons. NCBI's taxonomy places the organism in Eukaryota, Fungi, Ascomycota, Eurotiomycetes, Eurotiales, Aspergillaceae. The record is from RefSeq and is a predicted model, not a curated record. Gene Ontology annotation, cellular component: cytoplasm; nucleus. Gene Ontology annotation, molecular function: protein tyrosine phosphatase activity.
AUGUCUUCCAUUUCUAUCGGAACACUCCCGCGCAUGAGUCGCGAGGCUCUGAGCGCCCUCCUCACAUCUACCACCGCAUCCGAUAAGCUUGCAAUCAUCGAUGUUCGAGACUCUGAUCAUAUUGGUGGCCACAUCAAGUCGUCGAUUUGGGUCCCAACCUCCUCUCUCGACGUUCGUUUGCCAGAGCUACUUCGCACUCUCAAAGACAAGGAGAAGGUGAUUUUCCACUGUGCUCUUAGCCAGCAGCGCGGCCCCUCUUCUGCACUCCGCUAUACCCGUGAGCGGGAGCGUACUCUGAGCCCCGAGGAGUACCAGAAGCAAGAGGUCUAUGUGCUUGAGGGCGGAUUCGUUCAGUGGCAGGAGAAGUAUGGCAAGGAUGAGAAACUGACAGAGGCAUAUGCCGAAGAUAUCUGGCAAGAAUAUUAA